This is a messenger RNA of Amoebophrya sp. A25, 503 nucleotides long. The record is from the annotation of a GenBank genome assembly. Lineage: Eukaryota; Dinophyceae; Syndiniales; Amoebophryaceae.
UACUGGGGGACAGAUUCGACCAUCCUGGCUGAGCAACAACGACGAGCGCCGUACUCUAUCGCCUUAAUAUACUUUGAUCUCGUUUGAGCUUGUGUGUGUAGUCAUUGGGUGCUGGUCUUUUUUAGCGAUUCUUGGCUUAUCUAUCAGAGUACACCCGAGAAGGCAUGUUCUAUCAUCCCCCAUGACUCGUCGUCUAUUCUUCAAUCCACGCACAGCUUUGAUGCUGGGCACCACUGCAGAUUCUCAGCGUGAGAGCUUGGCGCCUUCAGGCGCAUCCAGACGCUCCAGCUCCGCUAUGCCACCAAGUGCCCCUUCUUAUACUCCUCUGCAGACUAUGAUCUUGGCCAACCGCGGGGCCGUCUCUGCCCUUCGUGGACAGCAGCUCAACUUCGAGGCCAUGAGUGAGCCACAGCAGAACGCUAAUCAACAGGGAACAGCGCAAGUCGGAGGGGGUUCUUCCUCAUCUUCGUCAACGAGUGCGGGUAGCUUCGCUGGGCCUCAGG